Leptinotarsa decemlineata (Colorado potato beetle) is the source of this 2177-nucleotide messenger RNA. It is a transcript of the gene SCAP, whose product is annotated as SREBP cleavage activating protein. Gene Ontology annotation, cellular component: SREBP-SCAP complex; Golgi membrane; endoplasmic reticulum membrane. The record is from RefSeq and is a predicted model, not a curated record. Lineage: Eukaryota; Metazoa; Arthropoda; Insecta; Coleoptera; Chrysomelidae. Gene Ontology annotation, molecular function: sterol binding; protein binding. Gene Ontology annotation, biological process: SREBP signaling pathway; regulation of cholesterol biosynthetic process.
GUGGGCAGUUGAAGGUUUGGGAUAACAACACAGGUGAGCUGAUUGCCAAUAUAGACCGCAAGUCUUUUUUCUCUGACAACAAACCGCCUGAUCUGGCAUCUGAGUUGGAUGACAGAAUUUCUGACUAUGAUUCUAGUUCACCUCCGAAAGAUGAGACAUUGACGUUUCCUAGAUUGCUCAACAAAAUCAACACUGACUUCUCACAUCAUAUAGGCGAUUCUCCUGCAUACACAGAUUCCAAGUAUGAUUUCAACAAGUCAUAUAGGUACUUUUAUUUCAACCACAAUUUUGAUGUGCGGCUCAGACAUAAGUAUGAUUGUGUCAAAGAUGAUAUGGCAAAGCGAACGAGUAUUGAAGAAAACAUACACAAAAAGAGAAGGAGCAUUGAUGAUAAUGACGAAUCUGAAGUUAGUUUCAAAAGCGAGUAUUCUCAAUCGGGUUGGAAAAGAGAUGUUAACAACUCUUCAGUGAAUGGUAGAGCGAGUAUCAAUAACGAUCAAAGCAACUUUUCAUGCUGUAAGCUAUCUCCUGUUUGGUGCAUGGACUAUCAGGACAAUUUGAUUGUCAUUGGUUGUGCUGAUGGAAGGUUGGAGUUCUGGGAGGGUACAACAGCAAAGCUGAAGUGUAUUUUCGAAGACGGAACUGAGUCUAGCAUUAGCCAUGUGAAAAUAAUUGGGGCUCGAGUCAUAGCUGUUCGAUUAUGUGGUAUGAUAGAGUUACUCCAGCUUCAAACUUAUAAUCAAGGUCGUCCCAUAGACUGGAAUUUUACUUGUGCCUACAGAAGGAUGCAUGUGAGGACAGCCUCUGCAGGAUCUAUCACAGACCAUGAUUUACCAAUACAGACUGAUAGUGAAGAAGACUUGAGAUGCAUCAAAUUGCAAACCAUCAAAGCUCAUCAACAGCCAAUAACUUGUUUGGACUGUGAGGGGAGUAAAAUUCUGACUGGAAGCCAAGAUCACACAUUAAAAGUGUUCAGGUUAGAUGAUGGAAGUCCCCUGUAUACGUUACAUGGACACUGUGGACCCAUCACUUGCCUCUUCAUUGACAGAAUCAAUCCUGCCACAUCUGGCAGUGGAUCCCAAGAUGGAAUGUUGUGCGUUUGGGAUCUGCUAACAGGCGCAUGCAUGUAUAGCAUCCAAGCUCACAAUGGAAGCAUAACCUCACUGACCUACUCUGCAAGUUACGUCAUUUCUUUAGGCACCGAUGAUCGUCUCUGCGUGUGGGAGCGUUUCCAGGGUCACCUACUCAACACAAUUAACAUCUCACAGCCGUUUUCAAAUCAAGUUCUUAUGCUGGCGCAGCAUUUGGUGAUUACUGCUCGAAGUGGUGGACUAGUUAUCUGGGAUGUUCGAACCGGAGAUUGUGUUAGAACAAUUACUCUUGGUAGAGCACCGUUCAUCUUCAUCAACCAGCUGAUUUUGCUGCGGGAUGCAGUUUUGUGCGAUUACGGGAAACAGUUGAGGAUAGUCAGAUUUCCACUAAUUACACACAAGUUUGACUAGAGUAGCCUUUAGUUGUUUCAUAUUUGCACUUUUUCAGAUAGAUCAGUUUUCAUUUCACUUUGUUGAAGUAGAGUAAGAAAUCGAGGUGUCUUGAAUUCUCUGAUUUGAUUAUUGGGGAAAAGUGCAGGGAAGAUUUGAAUGGUUAUUCGAAAUUACAAUAAGAGAAAUCCUUCAAUUCGACAUGUUUCUUUUUUGUUAAGUGUAGAAUCCAAUGCUCCAAGAGCACGAGCAAAAAAAACCUAUGGAAUUUUUUAUCGAAUUGAACAAAGGAAAAAUUGCCAAAGAAUUUUUUUUUCAAUAUUUAGUCCAUCUAGGAAUAAACAAGUAGAAGAAGGCCAAUAUGGGAAAAUCGGAAUCUGCUAGAGAUUCAAAGUCGCUCAAAUUAGGAUAAAGUUGCCUAGUUCAGAUAUUGUUUAACGUUUUGGAACUUUGAACAUUUAGAUUAUGCGUGAUUAUACAUCAGUAAAAUUGUUAUCAAAAGGACUAACUUAUGAAGAGUGAUUCUUUUUCCAGUCCAUGUAAAAUUGGUCAUGAUUUCUUGUAGACAUAACAUUGGAAAAUAAGUAAUCACCAUCUUAUAUAGCUUGAAAAGUGAUAGCAAAAAAAUGUUUUCUGUUUUUUGAUGUCUCAUUGAGUAAUGUCAGAAAGUUUUUUUUGUAUUCAUAUCUGGAAUUU